Messenger RNA from Myotis myotis, 7532 nucleotides. It is a transcript of the gene SMCR8, whose product is annotated as SMCR8-C9orf72 complex subunit. Gene Ontology annotation, cellular component: guanyl-nucleotide exchange factor complex. Gene Ontology annotation, molecular function: GTPase activator activity. The record is from RefSeq and is a predicted model, not a curated record. Bases 572 to 3382 code for a protein of 936 amino acids. The transcript has 2 exons. NCBI's taxonomy places the organism in Eukaryota, Metazoa, Chordata, Mammalia, Chiroptera, Vespertilionidae.
CUCCCCCGAGCCUCUCGGUCACAAUCUUUUUCGCUCUUGCUCGGAAGUCUACGCGAACGUUUCCGGGUCACGCGGCGCCAAUACCGCGAGUCAUGUGAUACCAAGAUGGCGGCGCCGCUGUAGCUGUCUUUGGGUUGUGGCGUCCAAGGAGCGGGGACCGUUUCUGCCCUCGGGUCGUGGGGGCGGCAACGCUUGGCUGGUCCCUGCGGCGGCCUGUAGCCCCACGUUAGGUACCAGGUCAGGCCCGGGGCUGUUGCUACCACCGGUGGUUCGGGGAAGUCCCGGUGACCUCGCUGCAGGUGCUCUGCGCCGGCCGCGCUUGGCAGAGGAGGGGGCAGCCGGCCUCCCUGUCUUCUGGACUUGCGGAGUUCAUGAGGCCUGGAGGGGAUACACCUCUGAGGGGCUGCGGGAGUUUGAGUUCUCGGGUGUGUGAGAGGCAGGCAAGUACCCCUAAGGGCGCAACGAAGUCGACAAAAACUGCUUCCUCUUGCGGAGGCCUGGCUUCCCGGCGUUGAUUGCCCCAGCGUUCUUUCUCACUUCCUCUCAAUGUUCUCUCUGCACAUCUGGAAAUAUGAUCAGCGCCCCUGACGUGGUGGCCUUCACCAAAGAGGACGAGUAUGAGGAGGAGCCUUACAAUGAGCCGGCUCUGCCAGAAGAGUACUCGGUGCCGCUCUUCCCCUUCACAAGCCAGGGAGCUAACCCAUGGUCCAAACUGUCCGGAGCCAAGUUCUCUCGGGACUUCAUCCUUAUUUCCGAGUUCUCAGAGCAGGUGGGACCCCAGCCCUUGCUGACCAUCCCCAAUGAUACCAAAGUUUUCGGUACUUUUGACCUCAAUUACUUCUCCUUACGGAUCAUGUCUGUGGAUUACCAGGCUUCCUUCGUGGGCCAUCCUCCUGGGUCUGCCUAUCCCAAGCUGAACUUCGUGGAGGACUCCAAGGUGGUGCUGGGAGACUCCAAAGAGGGCGCCUUUGCUUAUGUGCACCACCUCACCCUGUAUGACCUGGAGGCCCGUGGCUUCGUGAGGCCCUUUUGCAUGGCUUAUAUCUCAGCAGACCAGCACAAAAUCAUGCAGCAGUUCCAGGAGCUUUCGGCUGAAUUCUCCAAAGCUUCAGAGUACUUGAAGUCAGGCAACAGGAAGGCCUUUGCUGUGGAACUUGAAAAAAAACUGAAAGACUUGGAUUACACCAGGACAGUGUUGCACACGGAAACGGAGAUCCAGAAGAAAGCCAAUGACAAGGGCUUCUACUCAUCGCAGGCAAUUGAGAAAGCCAACGAACUGGCCAGUGUAGAGAAGUCCAUCAUCGAACAUCAAGACCUUCUGAAGCAGAUCCGCUCAUACCCUCAUCGGAAGUUGAAGGGGUCUGAUUUGUGUUCUGAGGAGAUGGAGCAUGCUCAGGAUCAGCCUGACCAAGCACUCACUACUUCCAACCCUGAGGAGUGUGCUGACACAGACCUUUACACCUGCAGACCUGCCUACACCCCAAAACUCAUCAAAGCUAAGUCCGCCAAGUGUUUUGACAAGAAGUUGAAGACCUUGGAAGAGCUCUGUGACACUGAGUAUUUCACCAAGACCCUGGCUCAGCUCAGCCACAUUGAGCACAUGUUCAGAGGAGACCUGUGCUAUCUCCUGACUAGCCAGAUUGACAGAGCACUACUAAAGCAACAGCACAUAACAAACUUUCUCUUUGAAGACUUUGCAGAUGAUGAUAGGAUGGUAGAGAAACAAGAAAGCAUACCCUCUAAGCCCAGUCAGGAGAGGCCACCUUCCAGAUCUCUAGAAGAAUGCCCAAUUCCUCAAGUAUUAAUUAGUGUUGGCUCUUACAAGUCCAGUGUGGAGUCUGUGCUGAUCAAGAUGGAGCAGGAGUUUGGAGGUGAGGACUGUAAGGAAGUGGAGGUGGCAGAAAUGAGCAGUUUUGAUCUCCAUGGAAACUUAGACUACCUGGAUAUGGAUAUGAAAGGGAGUAUCAGCAGUGGUGAAAGCAUUGAGGUUCUAGGCACGGAGAAGUCCACCUCUGCGCUGUCAAAGUCUGACAGUCAGGCCAGCCUCGUGGUGCCACUGAGCCCCCAGGUGAUCCGGAGCAAAGCAGUCAGCCACAGGACCAUCAGUGAGGACAGUAUUGAAGUCCUCAGCACCUGCCCCUCUGAGGCCCUCAUCCCUGAUGACUUUAAGGCCAGCUACCCAAGUGCUAUUAAUGAAGAAGAAUCAUAUGCAGAUGAUAAUGAGGGAGCCAUCCAUUUCCAGGCAAGCAUCAGCCUAAGCAAGCUGGGUGAGCCAGAGGAGGGCAGUUUAGAAAACACUUCGUCACAAGCAGACUCCUGCUGCAUUGGGAAGGAGAGUGACAGUCUGCUGGUGCCACUCACCACUCCAAUCCACACACUCUCUGACGAGGAUGGAGUAGUGAGCAUCCCCCCACAGCGCUACAGGCAGAAGGACCAGGGGUUCUGUGUGGACUAUGCAGUGGAAAAUGCCAACCCUUCUUCCCGAGACAACAGUUCUGAAGGCUUCCCUGCUUAUGAGCUGGACCCAGGCCAACUGCUGGCUAGCAGGGAUAUCAGUAAGAUCAGCCUGGACAACUACUCGGACACCACCAGCUAUGUGAGCAGUGUGGCCUCCACCAGCUUGGACAGGACUCCCUCCUCUGCUCAUCCCACUGGCUCCUCUUUUGAGAGGCAUAAAAAGAGGGCUGGCCAGAAUGCCUUAAAAUUCAUCCGCCAGUACCCCUUUGCCCACCCAGCCAUCUACUCCCUGCUCAGUGGGAGGACACUUGUGGUCCUGGGGGAGGACGAGGCCAUAGUCAGGAAGCUUGUGACAGCAUUGUCCAUCUUCGUCCCCAACUACAGCUGCUAUGCCAAACCCGUGAAGCACUGGGUCUCCUCCCCUUUGCACAUUACGGAUUUUCAGAAGUGGAAGCUUAUUGGCCUGCAGAGAGUGGCAUCCCCUGCCAGUGCCAGCACCCUUCACGUUCUGAGCCGCUACAGCCGCUACACAAGCAUCCUGGACCUGGACAACAAAACCCUACGCUGCCCCCUUUACAGAGGCACCCUUGUGCCCCGGCUGGCAGACCACCGCACUCAAAUCAAGCGGGGCAGCACCUACUACCUGCACGUCCAGAGCAUGCUCACCCAGCUCUGCUCCAAGGCCUUCCUCUACACCUUCUGCCACCACCUGCACCUGCCUGCCCACAACAAGGAGAUAGAGGAGUUGGUUGCCAGCCGGCAGGCAAGCUUUCUGAAGCUGAAUCUGGGUCUAGUGAAUGAAGAUGUCAAGGUGGUCCAGUACCUGGCUGAGCUGCUGAAGCUGCACUAUAUGCAGGAGUCUCCUGGGACCAGCCAGCCCAUGCUCAGGUUUGACUAUGUCCCCAGUUUUUUGUACAAAAUCUGAGGUCAGUUCCAGCCACUGUGACUCCGGGCACAGGAAAGAGAAGGGUUGGCGUGACAUGACCAAGCAGUCCUCUGAGCGGUUUAGACUUCUGGUGUCAUAGGUGGGAAGGAAACCAAGGUGGCUUCAGGCAGCUUGCAAGUUGGACUUGGGCAGAGGGAGGAGCCUGGCUCUCUGAAAGCAUCCAGGACAGUAACAGCUCUCUUGUCUCCCUGGUAAGGAAUGGACCUGGAGGGAGCUCUUGGCCUCCCAAGGACUGGUAGCCAGGGCAGAGGAAAGCCUCAGUGGGGUGGGAUGAGGGGCAGGAAGGCAAAGCCAUGAUGGGAGGACCAUGUGGCCACGCUUAUCUUCACUGAACACUUGAGUGGCAAAAUCAAGUGGCACAGCCUGUUAACUGGAAUGAUUUCGUGGAAAACAAGAGGGUGGAAUAUCCGUUGUCUCAUUCAAACCCCAACUGAAUGGCCUCCUAGAGCCUGUCACCCAGGGGAGGCCCCUGAGUGAGGGGAGGGAGAAAGCUCUGCCCCCGCUGGGUGGUGGGGAAUGUCAGCCUCCAGGCCGCAGUGCUGAGGGAGUGAGCAGCUCCCUGUCCCCAUCCUCACUUCCUCACCUUGCACAGCAUUCCCACAGGCAGCAGGAGAGAGUGCAGUGUCACUAGUCCCCAGUUGUCAGUGGGAACUGCUCUUUGAGGUAGAGAGCCCAGCCGGGGCCGAGGGGCCAUGAAGCCAUCACCACUGUGUGAGCGAUGAAGAGCCAGCAGGGCCUGGCCCAGCAGUACUUUUGGCCAGAGUGAGUCAGCACUGUUCUCUCACCCAAAGCAAACCCUUGCAACCACUUCACUACCUCUCGCGGGGUCUCUCAAGCACGGGACAGCAGAGUUCUGUUCAGCUGGCUGGUGUGGGUGGGCAGCCCAGAUGGUGGUGAUUCGGGGCUGGGAUUUCCUACAGGCAAGAGGACAGCUGUCUUCGUGGACCUGCCUGGCAGGUUGCACAGGCCUGGCGUGUGGGCACUUCAUGGCAGCUACUUCUGCCCAUGUGUGACUCCCACCUUCUCAGGAGAUGUGCCCAGGUCCACCCACCACAACCUCCCUGAGCUUCUUACAGUUGCCACUGGUAUGUAGAUGGAGGGUUUCUUGCAACCUUGAUAAUUUUAUACCUUUCUUUUAAAGCUGUUUUCCCCCCUAAGUAGGGAGAACUCUCGGUAUUACUGCUUUUUAAUUUGUUCCCACAAACUUGUGAUAAAACAACCCUGAGCCAGUGACAAGUGGUGCUCCUGGGCACGUGUGCGUAUCUACUGGGGCCGUGCCCUGCGUGCUGAGACCUGGUCUGCCUGUCAGUGUGGGGCGCACCAUUGAAGUCAGAGGAGAGGCACCCCUCUGGUGACUAAGGAGGGUUUGCGUCCCAUCACUCCUUUGGUCCCUUCCUCGCCCAGGUCCUCUGCACAGGAUACGGCCCGUUGGCUCCCACCCAGCAGUUUCUGGCCAGUCCCCAUUCCUGUCAGGGCAGGGAUUUCCUCCAGAAAAGAGGAAGGCCUUCUCGCGUGGCUGUCUUUGUGGAUGUGUGAGUUUGCCCCUGAGGCCGUGACUGAGAACUUUGGUGGUAAUUGGUGUUGCUUACACUUGUUGGUUUCCUUGUACCUCCGGCUGUUGCAUGUUCACACACAAGACGGCGCUCCCGGAGCUGCCGGCAGCUUUGACAGGUGAGGUGUUGGCCUGCGGGAAGGCUGCACAGGAAGCCUGCUUCUCGGUGAGCUCCGGGCCUGCGACCGGCUCCCCUCCUUCGUGGUCAAGAUGCUGCUUUGUUUCUAACUGGGUGGCUAAUUGCUGUCACUUAGGCCUCCAGGAGCAUGAGCUCGUGCCAUCUUACCUCCCAGGGGAGAAAGGCCUUAGGGUCCCAGGGACAAGAUGGACAGUGACCACUGGCACCAGCACUGAUGUCUCAUUUCUGUUUCCCUCCGACACGGACUCUGGUUAACACUGUUCUCAUUGGAAAUGGGCAUGGGCAGGGGAAACGGCCUUCUAGGAGCCCACCGCUGCGUCUGCCAUAGCCGUCUGCUUUGGACGGUGUGUGCUCAGAGGCUUGGCCCCAAGGACAGUCCCGAAGGCCUGAGGACUACGGCCCGGCCGUGGCUGUAAGCAGGAGAGGCUGCUCCGCGGCGCGGGCCAGAGCACGGGAGCUGGCUCCGCACGGAGAAGCGCAUUGGCCUCACUGAGGAGAGGGUGAACUCCAGGAUUUAAAUUUGGGUUAAAAUCUAACUUUUCAGGGUGACAGUUUCAAAGGAUUGCCUGAUGCCCAGUGUAUUUCUUUUCAAAGGGAUGAAAGUGGCACUUGGGCUGGGAGGUUUGGGCAGAGGCGGUGGAGACUGAAGUGGGACCUACCAGAUGCAGCUAUAAAGGGUAAUGGUGGGGAGCCCUCUGCAGCGGACUGAUCAUUUCUUCAAGAACUGUGGUUUGAUGUUGUCCUGUAGUAUAGCCCAGUGUUAAUAAAACAUUUACAAACACUUCCCAGACAAUCAAGGACAUCGGUGCCCCUAUUAAUUCUUUAGUCCCACAAAGGCCCAGGCACUGAAACUGAGUUUUCUUUACUUCCUUUACCUGCCUCCCUUCCCUUUGUCCAUGCAGUCCCCGUCACAAAGCUGCCUGGGCUGCAAUCACGUAGUGACCGCCAGGAGCUCCGUUAGUGCUCGGCUGAAGCGUCACAGCACCCAGCCUGAGCUGCUGCCUCCGUUUCCCCAGGGACCUUGCUCCUGUAGUGUGACCUUUGAAGUUUAGAAAUUGUGACUUUUCCAUAAUUGACUGCAAUGGCUGAAGUUAUACACAUUCCACCAGAUUUGGAAAUGGGCCAUGGUAGCUCAUCCUGUCAUUUCCCAUUUAGCUUUUAACUUUAUUUCAGGUUAUUGUAUUCAAAGUAUAGUAGACUUCAACCCCCAACAAACAACAAAUCCCAUUUCAAAAUCCAAGGAAGGCCAAUAUUUCUACCCAAAUGCCAGGCCUGUUGUGGUACAGUGACGUGUGUCUGGAGGCCAAGAGUGGUCUUGAAGAUCUUGCCUUUGCACUGACCACCGCAUGCCCCACUCCCUGGCCCAACGCUGCAGGGCAGGUCAGCUGCUGUUGCGUCAUCUUUUACAGGUGGUGGCACUCAGCUGGUGGCCAGCCGGGGGUGGGGGGACUUUGGAGGCACUGAUUCCCCAAGCUAGCAAUCAGAUGCUACCUCCUAUUUCAGAAGAAUGUGUUUUGGUUCGUGCUUUGAAUCAAACCAGCCAGCUUUCUGAAUUUUCUCCAAUACUGUUGAAGUGAAAAAACUGGAAUCUUUAAAAGAUAAGGAAAAAGCAUCAAGUUUCUGCUUCUGGCUAGAAACAAAAACGGUCUCAGCUGAUAAGGCUGGAGCACACCAAGGUUUCCUGAGCCUUUCUCUGUUGAGCACUGACCUAACAUGGCCUCACCUGGUAAGGGAGGCCGCAGGAGAGAGGGAAUGGGCACUUUGCUGCUGGUGGGGAGCCCUGGCUUCUGGGGCUACACAAGGGGUCUUGGAUAUGUCCCUUUGUCUUCAGCUGGGGAAGAAACAAGCCCCUAAAGUUAAGCCUUUGAGCAGUGUAACAGCUCCCAGAUUGAGGCAUAGAUGUGGGUACCCGCGUGCACUCACCCAGAGACUGCGCUGGAGCAAUCGCCAACACACUGGACACUAGGCCACAGGUGCCUUCCAGGCGGGGCCACAGGGAGCCUCGGCCUCCGAAUGCCCGGCGCUGCUGGCGGCUGCACAGUCGGGCUAAGAGAAGCCGCCUGUAAGGCUGCAGUGACAAGCAUCGUCUGUGAGGAAAUUUCGUUUGUUAUUUUUGGAAAGUAUUUUAUUACUGCAUGCUCUGUCCACGUCUGUGAAUGGGAGUCUGACCAGCAUGUGAGCUGCAGUCGUCCCAGUGGCGAGCAAGAGUAUGACAGAGACCCGGUGACAGUGGCUCCCAGGUACGGUCGCACCAGAGUUCAACCAGAGCAAAUGCCAAACAAACAGUACGAGAAGUGUACUUUUUAAGAAAUUAAUUUAUUUGAGUUAUUUUUGAAAUAUAAAAAUGGGUUGUAUUUUUUAAAGCUGUAAUUCUUGUAGACAUUCUGUGGUUAAAAAUUUGUGCUUAUUAAAAAUGGUCAUUUAUGUUUUGCACCUCA